This is a messenger RNA of Camelina sativa (false flax), 2628 nucleotides long. RefSeq names its product QWRF motif-containing protein 9-like. Lineage: Eukaryota; Viridiplantae; Streptophyta; Magnoliopsida; Brassicales; Brassicaceae. Gene Ontology annotation, cellular component: cytoplasm; nuclear microtubule. The record is from RefSeq and is a predicted model, not a curated record. Gene Ontology annotation, biological process: spindle assembly. Gene Ontology annotation, molecular function: microtubule binding.
CUGUAAUUAUAUUAAUAAUUGAUGAUAGUAAUUGUCCAUGUUCAUAACAAGAUUACAUAUUAGAGCAAGUGGUAAUAUUAUUUAUAACAAGAUUAUACAUUAUAACAAAAACGAGAUCAGAGCAAAUGGUAAUAUUAUUUUCCGGCGGAGCAUCAUUUAGUGGUAGUGGUAAUUAUAAACGGUGUUGAAACUGAAAGAAUGGCCGGGGCUGCACGAACGCAAAUCCCCUCUGCCACAAAUAAUGACGUAGGCUCUUCUUCAUGGGAAGACCUUAAGCUAAGCACCCCUCCGUGAUGUGCAAUGGAGGUCACUAGCCUAGGCCACUCGUCUGCAUGAUCACGAGUUGACUCCGUCCAGGUAAGUAAUUAGCUCGUACACACCGCUUCUAUAUUUAUACCCCUGCUUCCCUAGUCAUUUCUAUGGGUUUGAGCGAUGUGGGACUUUUUAUAGAUUUGGAUUUGCGCAUUUAUUAAAUUAACAAAGUAAAGAGACGACGACAGUUAUGAGUUAUGGUCUCACGUAAUUAUCUCCUCUUCCCCACACACUCUAUUCUCUCGCCGGAGAUUUAUACUUUACAGUGCAAAACUGACGCACAUUUCAAGUAAACUCAAACCCUAGUUUCGCCGGAAAACUCUCAAAAACCCGAUGGAGAAAUCAUCCACUAUAUAAAUCUCUCCUCACUGCUCACAUUUCGCAAUGUUGAUUUCCCAAUGUCGGAGAUGACAGCUGCAAUUUCGGCUUCGUUCAACGCCGCUAAACAGAACAAACCGCCGUCGUUUCCGUCGGAAACACCGCAUCGCCGUCCUAAAUCACGAGAUGUACCGUCGCGUUACCUUAACGGCGCUUCCUCUUUUUCGUCGUCGUCGGUUUUCCACCAAUCGUCGUCACCGUCCUCCGCGGCGAAGAGAUGUCAAUCGCCGAUUGUUACUCGGCCGGUGACUCCGUCUGUUGCUAUAAAUCGGCCGAGAUCAACACCACGUCGUGAGGCGUUAGAUCGACGAGGUAGUGGUGGAGAGGUUUCUUCAGCGCAGAGAAUGUUGUUGACUUCUGGGAGAAGCUUGUUUGCGUCGUUUCAGGCGGAUUCGUUCACAGGGAGUGAGUUUAGAUCGAAGCUAAACUCAUCUCCGGGGAGAGGAACAGUAGAGAAGAAGAAGAAGACGAUUCCGACGGCAACAACAUCUAGGAGUUGUGGAGCUCAGCAAGAGAAGACAAAGCUCAAUGAGCAAUGGCCUAGGUCUCUGCAACCGAGUUGUUUGAGUAGAAGUGUAGACUUCACUGAUACUAGGAAGAAACUGAACGGAUCUGGCAAUGGUGUGGCUAGAGCUCUUCAGAAUUCCAUGGUGAAUAAUAGACCGCGGAUGACGAGAGAUUCAUCGAGUGUUGAAUUAGAGACUGAGAGUGUUUCUUCUGGAAGCUCUAAUGGAAGAGGGAAGUUGUUACCAGCUCGUGGCAAUGUGGUUAAGGGGAGAGUUCCGCAAUUGGCUAGUAAUCGGUCGCAGCAUCGGUUAGAGCCUGGCUCACAGGUUGCUAAAUCUAAUGGACUGAGGAAGGUAUCGGUGGAUGCUCAUGUGUUGUCCCCAAAAGGAAGCCAAUUGUUUUCAAAGAGUGAGCAGAUUCGACCUGCUUCACCUAGCAAGUUUGGUAUGAUUGCAGCUUCCUCGAGAGGAGCCAGCAUUGCUAGAGGAAUAAGCCCUUCGAGAGGCGUGGUUCCUCCAAGAGGGAUUAGCCCUUCAGGCAGGAUGAGCCCACUAAGAGUGAGAAGCUCCCUGACUAAAAACAUGCCUUUGGUUCUGAAUUCUGCUGUGGAUGUUAAAGAGAAGAUCAGAGAUAAUGGUGUUGCUGAUGCUCACUUGUUAAAGCUAUUACACAAUAGGUUGCUGCAGUGGCGAUUUGCUAAUGCACGAGCAAAUGCUGUUAUCUCUUCACAAAAGUUGAGAGCGGAGAAAAGAUUGUACAAUGCAUGGAUAAGUAUCUCUAAGCUGUAUGAUUCUGUCAGAGCGAAAAGAAUUGAAUUGCAGCACCUGAAGCAGAACUUGAAACUGAUAUCUAUUCUCAAUAGUCAGAUGGAACAUCUAGAAGAGUGGUUGGUUAUGGAACGGGAUUAUAUGAGUUCUUUGGUAGGAGCUGCUGAAGCGUUGAAAGGCAGCACGCUUUGUCUACCUGUUGAUUGCGGGGCAAUGGUAAACGUACACAGUGUUAAGGAUGCCAUUUGCUCAGCAGUUGAUGUUAUGCAAGCAAUGGCAUCUUCCAUAUGUUUGUUGCUGCCAAAGGUUGGGAAGAUAAGCAGCUUGGCAGCAGAACUUGGCAGUGUAAGCGUCAAGGAGGAAAGGAUGCUCGACGUGUGCCGGGACCUCCUAAACACAAUAUCAGCUCUGCAGGUAACGGAAUGCAGUUUGAAGACACAGAUUACACAGCUACGAUAGUUAAAGUGACAAAAGUUAACAGAAUGUAAGUACGAAAGCCACUCAAUAUGGUCAAAUUUUGGAGUUAUGAGAAUGUAAGGAGAUCAUCUGAUUCAAAUAGGGGGGCCAAUUCAGUUUGAUAGUUUAACUUUAACAACAAGAAGUCUGGUUGUAAAUAUACAAGUCGUGGUUUAAAUCAAAUUUAAUUUGCUGUGCUACUUCUGUU